This is a messenger RNA of Bombus impatiens (common eastern bumble bee), 1869 nucleotides long. Its product is annotated as protein amnionless-like. Lineage: Eukaryota; Metazoa; Arthropoda; Insecta; Hymenoptera; Apidae. The record is from RefSeq and is a predicted model, not a curated record. The coding region runs from base 258 to 1700 and encodes 480 amino acids. The transcript has 6 exons. Gene Ontology annotation, biological process: receptor-mediated endocytosis; intracellular protein localization. Gene Ontology annotation, cellular component: endocytic vesicle; apical plasma membrane.
UUAUUCGCUUCAGUUUCCGAUCGUUUAACUCGACGAUCGUUCGUCCCUAUUCGCCUAAACUCUAAUCGAACCGUUUUAAUAAAAAUCGUUUCUCUCUCGACUCGUACGAAGCUUCAAAUAUUGAAAUUGAAAAGUAAAAUCUUCGAUUAAUUAAAAGAACUUUUAACGCUACUCGUGAUAAAUCAGUGUCGUUAAAAGAAUAACAAAUUUCAGAAAUCUAUAAGAUUUUAAUUUAUAGGAAACCGUUGCUCGAUAUCAUGAAAUGUGGAGUUUCUUACGAAGCUUGGACAUUUCUUCAAUCUUUGUUAAUUAUAAAAGUAGUUCUCGGUGUCGAGAAACAUUGGCUUCCAAAUUUAGAAUGGGAAACGGCUGAAAAUUGGAUUGGGAAACGGAUACCUGAAUUAGACAGUUACGUGACAUUUCCCUUGGAUAUGAGACACGCAGUGGGAAUUGGAAAAUCGAUCGAUUUAAGGCUGUCUGGAAUCGAUUUACCUAGAUCUGGAUCUUUGGUCUUGCCCAGAAAUGGAAAAUUACAGUUGAGUGAAGCAGGAAAAUCAGCAAAGAAAAUCAGCCAGUGGUCAAGGUCGGGUCACCUAUUCUGGGCGGACCCUCAAAAUUGGGGCGGAAGUUCAAUAGCAGCGCCGCAUCUCGAGCAAGUACCAUGUCGCCAAGAUAACAUAGUACUUCCCAGAAAGAAUCAAACCUUCAGCGUACUUUUACCGAUGAAGAAUAUCGAAGUGAAAUCGGUGAGAAUGAUGGACGAAAAGCAACCCUAUAGAGCGUGGCAAUGGGCAGACAUGGUUCACAGUAGAGAGUUCGAGAAAGGAAUAUUCACAGUAAAAUACGUGGGCUACAGUUGCAAGGAGUGUCCCUGCCAAGACGAUCCAAAUGGCUACUAUCUGGAAGAAAUUUGUGCUAUUGAAAGACCAAAGUGUGGAUUCACGCCUUGCGAAUAUCCCAUAUGGGUGGAAGGUCACUGCUGUCGAUACUGUGGCGGACGACUGUCUUUAACAAACAAAGUACCUCUAUCAAUGGUUCAAGUAUUAACAGACGAGGCUUUAGAAAGAUACGCUGAAAAGCUCGCUUGGCACGUAAGACCUACCUGGAACGGAGCUAUCGAGGUUUUGAUAAAGAAGAAGCUCGACUAUUCGGAAAUCGAUAUCUUGGAAGCUACAGAAGACGCAAAAAGAGCGUUGCAAAGUAUGAAAAUCGAAGUUUUCUCUGCAGAAGUAACUGGCGCUGCCGUGCAAGAUAAUCGUAUGGCUAUUACGUUGGUUCCGUUUUUGGGAAUGCCAAUGAUCGUCCUUCUUCUUCUGUUCCUCUUCUUUUUAUACUUUGGCUACUCUUACAGACAUUUCCUGCUAGGCUUCUCGGAGAUCUUCUCUUCGAUAAGGGAUGGAAUUCGAGCGGACAAAACGCAGGGUAGCAAACCAUUCGGUUUUGCUCGAUUCGAAAAUAGUGCAGAGAGUAACGUUCAAAUUGCCAACAUCGCCAACGAACCAAAUCUCGAAGAUAACGAAGCGGAGGGAAACGAUCCGUCUUCCGGUGGAAGAUUCGAAAAUCCUCUGUACAGGUCGAGAAGAAAAGGGCGCAAGGAGGAUGAGGAGGUCUUAAAUAUGGAAGCUCCCCUCAGUUUAUCGACUCUUAAGCGUAAAGUGGAUGAUCAAAUUGAAGAAGCGGAUCUUGACACCGAUCAAUAAAACGAUAAAAAUUCUCUUGCUUUUCUCUUUUGGCAGAAAUUACAGAAUUUCACGGCGUAAGGUUAUGUUAUUUAAAUUUAAAUAUAAAGCAGCUUGUAUUACGUUGUAAUAUAAGAAACGAUUCGCUGUAUAAUCAUUCUUUUUCAAUAAAUGUUAUAACCGUUGUGAA